AUGGUCCCCAUUAAGGUAAAUUUCUUCGUGUGGAGAGCUCUACAAGGUCGUAUCCCAUCCGCGAUUGCACUCUCCCACAAAGGUUUUAAACUUGACUCUACACUAUGUGGUUCUUGCAUUGGUGGGUCUGAAUGUGUCAACCACAUCAUAGUUGGUUUCCCUUUUGAUAUAUUGGUCCGUGAGAAGUUAUUUAGAUGGUGUCGGAUUGAUCCAUUUGAAGCACAUGAAGAGGUGGACAUCGUAGAUUUCGCAACUUCUUGCUUUGAGGUUCUCUUAAUAAAAUUCUUCGCCGUUUCUAAAAGAAAUGUAAUGACACAUGAGAGACCCGAUUUCUUCUUCCUCCCUCUUCAUCAGAUCGAGAAGGCAUCAGGCGAUCGAGAAGGCAUCGUGGCUGGUCUUAAUAUGUUCGUCUCUUCUUCCUUAUUACAUGGAUACUAUUGGUGUUGUUCUCAUGGAGGGGGUUCCUCCUGA
Lactuca saligna is the source of this 471-nucleotide messenger RNA. Lineage: Eukaryota; Viridiplantae; Streptophyta; Magnoliopsida; Asterales; Asteraceae. The record is from the annotation of a GenBank genome assembly.